AUGAGCAGAUCCAGUUACAGUCCCAGCGGUCGCAGUUCCUACCGUCGUCCACACGUGAAGUGUGCCAAUCCAGAUUGCAACAAGGAAACGAUCAAGUUCCAGCAUAGUGGUAAUGGGAAGUAUUCCAUGUACUGUGGCCGUCACAGCUGCCACUCUGGCUAUGGAUGCAAGACUAUGACCGAAAGGGGUGAGAAGUUCUGCAGCUACCAUGGCCAGUGCAGCCAUCCAGGUUGUGGAAAAAGGGCUUUACAAGAGGACGACGACUUCAAAUACUCCAAGAUGAAAGCAGCAACUCCUUCACAGGACUGGUGGUUCUGCUCUGACCGUAAGACUCAUAUCUAUCUAGGAACUAACAGGGCAACUGACUUGGCGCAGAUCGUUGCAAGACCAAAGACUGCUGGAGAUAUCGUCGCAGUCCCAAGAGAUCUUCAUUUUGUGCUGAGCACGAGUGUUAUGUGCAGACCUGUCAGCGAAGGAGAGACAUUGGUGGGGCUUCUGACACCAGGUAUUGCAACAAACAUCGGUGCUGCGUCAUGA
Molecule: messenger RNA, 537 nt
Organism: Fusarium coffeatum
Lineage: Eukaryota; Fungi; Ascomycota; Sordariomycetes; Hypocreales; Nectriaceae
Exons: 5
Coding region: 1-537 (178 amino acids)
Source: RefSeq, a predicted model, not a curated record